Molecule: messenger RNA, 6433 nt
Organism: Chelmon rostratus (copperband butterflyfish)
Lineage: Eukaryota; Metazoa; Chordata; Actinopteri; Chaetodontiformes; Chaetodontidae
Gene: rbbp6
Product: retinoblastoma binding protein 6
Exons: 19
Coding region: 272-5902 (1876 amino acids)
Biological process (GO): mRNA processing; protein ubiquitination; ubiquitin-dependent protein catabolic process
Cellular component (GO): nucleus
Molecular function (GO): ubiquitin protein ligase activity; nucleic acid binding; zinc ion binding
Source: RefSeq, a predicted model, not a curated record
GUGAGCUUGGACCGGUGUCCCCGCUGCUGCUCCACCGGUCGCUGGGAGAUGUCAUCCCGUGAACGCCACUUUGUCGGCCGGUUGCUAAUUAACCACCUAGCUUGUUAGAGCACCGGCGCUCGACGCAGCCGGCUAACGGCAGCCAGCUUGCUAACUUCGGGACGUUACUCUCAGAGAAACUACAGUCAAGUUCUCUGUCAUCGCAGGAAAAGUGCCAGCUGUCGCUCUGAGGACAGUGUAGGACGAGAGGCUUGUUUUGUUUGAUUUCAGCAUGACUCAUGUUCAUUAUAAAUUCUCCUCCAAACUCAGCUACGACACGGUGGUGUUUGACGGCCCGCACAUCACGCUGAGGGACCUGAAGAGGCAGAUCAUGGGCAGGGAGAAGCUCAGAUCCGGCGACUGCGACCUGCAGAUCACAAACGCGCAGACCCAAGAAGAGUACACAGAUGAUGAAGGUCAGAUCCACAAAGGCUCGUCUGUCAUCGUCAGGAGAAUCCCCAUCAUCGGACACAAGUCCAGCUCGAACAGCAAGACCCGCAAUGUUGAGCGGUUGGAUGUCCAGCUUCACCACCCCUCUGGAGCCGCCAAAGCAAUGGAUGAGCAGAGUGCCUCCAGAGCCUUACCCCUUUUCUCCAAGAUGGCCAACCUGGCUAAUGCGGAUGUGCCAGAGGAGGAUAAGCUCAAAGUCAUCUUAAAUCAGUCCACCUUUGACACCACGAGUUAUACCAAGAAGUCUAGUACUGUUCUUCCAGCAAACUACACCUGUUAUCGCUGUGGACUUGCUGGACACCACAUCAGGAACUGUCCCACCAGCGGGCAAGAUAAAGGCUCAGAGGCCCCUCUGAGAUUAAAGAAAAGCACAGGCAUCCCUCGCUCCUUCAUGGUGGAGGUGGACGAUCCCAACAUAAAAGGAGUCAUGAUGACCAACUGUGGACAUUACGCCAUACCUGCCAUACACGCUAAGGCGUACGCCAUUGGCAAGAAGGAGAAGCCUCCGUUUGAGGAGCAGCCCGAGUCAGAAGAGAAGGAGGAUCCUGUUCCUGACGAACUCCUCUGCCUGAUCUGCCGUGACCUGCUGAGUGACGCUGUGCUCAUACCCUGCUGCGGAAACAGCUACUGUGACGACUGUAUCCGCACCACCCUGCUGGACUCAGAGGACCACGUCUGCCCCACUUGUAACCAAUCGGAUGUCUCCCCUGAUACCCUGAUAGCCAAUAAAUUUCUCAGACAGGCUGUGAACACUUUUAAGAAAGAGCGAGGCCACAAUAAAAGUCUGAGAGGAAGGUGUGGCACAUCCCAGUCCCAGAAUCCGACCCCGACGCCGAGCCCUGUGCCCACACCGCCUCCUCUCACCGUGCACAGCCAGCCUCACAAGUCUUACCAGUCGACCCGCAGCCAGCAGGACCCUCUCCUGCACCACGCACAGGCUGCAGAAACGCCGCCACCACCGCCGUCUCAGGUGUGUGGGGCUCCUCUGGCAGCGGCGGGCCCCACCCCUGCUUCCGACACGCCGAGCACAUCCCUCCAGCCUCCGCAAAGCCACCUGCAGCCGCCUGACAAAGAGGCUGAAGAGAAGACACCGGAUGACUCAUCGGCUGCUGCCCCUUCUGUGCUGGUUUCGCACAAAGACCCCGCUGCUGCUGCUGCUGCGUCACAGCUGAUACCACUGGUGAACCACACUCCAGCGGGAGAGCAGCCCCAGACAGCCAGUGUGAAUCUGCAGCAGACCUCCUCAGGUCCAGCUUCGAGACACUCUGGCCCAUCAACGUGCUGGAGCAGCUCCUCCUCCUCAACUUGUCCCACCGGAGGCUGGAGUGACUCCAGCACCCUGCAGCCCCCUCCCUCCUCUGCUUCCUCCUCAUAUCCAACAGCUCCUCCGCCUCUCUUCCCCUCCCCCCAUUUCCACGCAUUCCUCGCCGCUCAGCAGCCUCUCGGCAGUUACCCCCCUGGAUACCCACCUGCCACGCCCGUCUGGACAUUCCCACCCCCGCAGAGCGCCCCCAUCCCUUCCCUCUGCUCCUCUACCUCCGCCUCCCUCAUCCCCCAGGAGUGGUACAUGCAUCAGAGAAAGAAGAAGGAAAGGUCACCUCACAGAGGAUCCAGCUACAGACGCUCCUCCUCUCGAUCUAAUUCAAAGUCUUCGAAGUCCAAGUCUUCUCGCUCCUACUCGCGCUCAUCAAGCAGGUCCAGAUCCCGUUCCCGGUCCAGAUCCCAAGGCAGAUCGAGGCCCCACUCGCCCUACGCCCGCCACAGAGACCUUCACACCCGCUCUCAUUCUUCCCACUCUUAUAGCUAUGGUUACAAACGCUCCCCUACACCGUCCUCGUCAUCUUCACCUCGGGUGGGUUACCGUUCGAGGUCCAAGUCACCGUCGGAUUGCCGCAAAAACAGCCAUCACAGUCGGCAUCGCAAUAAGAAGUCCACUUCGAGCAGCUACAGCUCCAGGAGGCGAGAGGGACGCUCCCAGAGGGAAGCGGGAGGCUCAGGGGGGAGUUCAGACAGCUACCUGUAUGCUCAGCAGGCAAAUCAGACCAGCAGCCUGGAGCUGGACAGAGAGCGCUAUCUGAAGUGGAAAAUGGAGUACAAAGAGUGGUGUGAGAAAUAUUUCAGCAGCUAUGUAGGCCACUUCCACCACCUGCCACCUCCACUCCUCAGUCUUCCUCCCUCUCCUCUUCCUCAGUGGGGGGACAAAGAAGGAAGCAGCAAUCACUCAAAAGCCAACUCGGAGUUUUGUAACCGACUCCAAGGUAGACGCGCUGCCCGGACGGACAGGCGCUCCCCUCCAUCGCAGUCAUCCAGCGACAGCCGCUCCCCUCCAUCUCAGUCUUCAAGUGACAGCCGCUCCCCUCCAUCUCAGUCGUCUGGGGACAGUCGCUCCACGCCAUCUCAGUCGUCUAGUGACAGUCGCUCCUCUCCGUCUCAUUCGUCCAACGACAGCCGUUCCCCUCCCUCUCGGUCGUCCAGCGGCGGUCGCUCCACUCCAGCUAAAGAUGGAGCUCGGCCGAGGGCGUGUCAGCAGAGGUGUGCUGAGAAGUACAGCAGCCUGCCAAUCACACUUACAAAGAGCAGUGAGGGAGUGGAACUGCAGGAAAGAAGACGAGACGACAAGCAGCUGAUCACAAAGACUUCGAUAAACCUCAGCACCUUAAAACAUGGACAAAAGAGCAUUAAGAAACACGAGGAAGGUAGAGAGGACUCUUCAUCCCCUGAUGCUGCAGACUCAAUGGACGACUGCAGAAAGGACAGAAGGAGGCACAACGCUGCACCAAAUGCCUGCAAAGACAGCACCCGUGUACAGGACAAAUCCACUGCCAGCGAGGCCUUAGAAUCAGCCCGACCCAUCAUGAAACCAGAUAAACAUUUGGAUAAAGACAGCAAAAGAAAGAGCGGAGAACAAAGGAAUUUGGAAAAAGAGAGAAGCUGGAGAAGAGGCAAACAUUCAGACUCCAGGCAGGAUGUGGAGAGGAGGCACAAAGAGAAGCCCAGCAAAGGGACAGGCAGGGUGGAUACAGACAGAUGCAGAAGCCCCGGAGGCAGCAAAGCUUCUGACUCAAGAUCAGAGAAGAAUAGAAAAAGAAAAGGAGAAGACGUGGAGAGAAGUUCUGUCAAGGCUCAAAGCAGCAAAUGCCUGAAGACAAACCUUACAGAGGUCCCUGAAACCCACAAGAGUGAAUCCCCAAAUCCAUUUGACAGAAAGAAGCCAAAAACAGAGAGGCAAAAGGAGAGGAAAACAUGGCCUCUGCCAGAGAGAGACAUCUGGGAGGAAGGGAUAAAGGUGAAACCACAGAAGAAGAUAAGCAUCAACAUCAACCUGGAUGGAAAAAGGACGGAAGAGAAAACUUCUUAUUUAGAGAGCAUCACAGGCAAAACAAAGGAAGAGAAUGAGAAGACUGGCAAUGGAGAGGAGGACAAGUUAAAUAGAGGGGGGGCAGAGGUUGAAGUAAAUGAAAAGAAUGAACAAAGCAGAGACCAGAAAGGUGUGCCUGAAGAAAAAAUAAAACCAGAUGAAGGAGAGGCAAGAUCGAUGUGGGAGAAAGUUACCUUCAAAGACGAUAAGAGAGAUAUGAGGGAGACAAAAGGAAGAGGGAAGAAAGAGGACAGAGGAGAGGAGGACUUUGACUUAUGGCACUGUGCCCUCAGAGGAGUGGAGGAGGAGAAGGAGGAGAGUGAAAAACGAGACAAGACGGAGGCCAGCAAAGCAGAAGAGGUGACAAAUGACAGGAAGAGGAGCGUGACGGGAGGAAAGGACGAAGAGAGGAGAGUGAGGGAUGAUGGCGGAGGACAAGAUACGAGAGAGUUGGUCGCAGGUUCCCGAAAGGAGAGGCCAGAGGGAGAAAGCACACGCAAGGAAAACAGAUCGAACCAGCCGGAGGAAGCGAAGCCAAAGGUGGAGCUGAUGGAGUGGAGGAUGAGGAAAGAAGAGGACACAGGGAGGUCCAAGGCGCAGAGGAGCAGGAACGAGAGCCUCCAUGAUGGACCAAACAGCACGGUGGAGGAUGGCAGCAGCUACGAGGAGCAUCAGGAGAGGAAGACAGUGGUGAAAACUCUGGAGGAGUACAGCCGGAACAGAGCUGCAUUCAGAGAGGACGAGCUCAUACUCAUACAGGUCCCUCGCUCCAAAUGGGAGAAGGAAGAGUCUGAGGAAGAAGAGAAGGUUGAACGACAGAUCAAAGUUCAAACAGAUGCUCUCGCAGCGUUUCUGCCGUCAUCAUCCGUGUCUGUGACGGCAGAAACGCCGAGCGGGAAUGAAGAGCAGAGACAUAGAGAAACAGAGAGAGACAGGGCCAGAGGAAAGGACGAGGAGAGAGACAGAAACUCCACUUUGUCCAGUUCACAAAGAAGUGUGGCUCCCUCUAGUGGCAAAGACAGACCUGACAGCCCCUUGACAACAGAGAGAAACGGGGAGAGAAGGAUGGAGAUGGAGAGGCCGAGGGGUAGGCAGAAAGAGAGUAACAGAUCAAAGGAGAGAGAAAGGGAGGGAGAGAAAGGGGGAGACAGGGAGAGAGAGGGGCGACACAGCAGCAGUGGCUCGACCCAAAAGAGGGAUCCCCCUUCCUCCUCUCACUCCUACUCUUAUUCGACAUCACAUGACACAGAGAGGAGAGACAGGCAGCGAGGGGGUGACCAGGACGGCAACAAGACUCCCUGCUCUCCCGGCGGGAAAUCCUCCAAUGGCAGAAGCUGGAAAAGCAGCGUGACAAGCAGAGCUGCCGACCCGCCAAGCCAAACAUAUAGAGACACGCUACUGGGUUUGAAAUUUACAGACAGGUACCAUUCCCGCCAUUACCACAAUCCCCAGGAUCCAUCAGGCAACUACAGACACCAAGACAGACCUGCAGGGACCCACCAAUCCCCACCUCCCUACUCCCAUAGCUGGGGUAGAGAGAGAGACCUGCCCCUCUCCGAAUCCUGUGAAAGGGCAGAGCUCGGCAAGCCCAGAAUGAGCAGCCCUGAUCGGGAAUUAAUGCAGAACAGAAGUAGAAAUGAGAGCAAGGGGGGGUGGAAGCGAAACAAGGUGGAUAAAGGAAUAAAAGAGGGCAAAGGAGAGAGAGAAAAUCAAGAGAUGGUGCACGACAGAGGCGGGGGUGGUCGAUGGGAGGAUGAGGCUGAUAAACUGGAUGGACAGACCAGGUGGGAGGGAGGUAGAGAGCUGGAGGAAGGCCAGAGGCCCAGCAGCAACAGCGUCUCAGAGAGCAGCAGCGACGAGAGGGGUAAAGAUUGGAAGAGGAAACAAAAGGAGCAGAGAACACCUGUCCCGGAGGAGGAAGGAGAGCUGAGAAAAAGCAGGGAUGGAAGGGAAGAGGGGAGUAGUGCAGGGGGGGAGGACAAGUGGAAAGAAGACCACUGUGCUCAGUUACGUUACUUGACCGUCAUGGGACAAAAAGUGAAAUUUAAUGACUGAUGUUUUUCCUUUCUCUGUCCAAAAAGUGCCUGAAUUUAUUUUUUGACUUUUUUUGUUCCAGGGUACUUUUUGUAUCACCUUAUGAGAGAUCUGCAGCAUCCAAAAUGAAAGUGAACAGAUUGUGAAGGAAAAGCACUUUAUACUAUAUAUAUGAAAUGAAUGUGAAUGAAAGCAAAUGUGAAACCUUUGACCUGUUGAAUUACUUAAAAAUCGAGGAACGUGCACAUGCUCGCGGCGUGUACAUGCUCAGGACUGCCACCAACCAUGGUUUAUGUAUUAAACCUAAAAUGUCACAGCUUGCAUGAAGGAAAUUGUACAUUUUGACAACAGAUCAGUCAGUAUAAUUUAAGUUGCCUCACUCAGGAGUGCUUAUAGAGGAUUGAUGAAAAGAGAUUGUUUCUAAUUUCAAACACAUACUGUGAAUAUUAUGAUUUUGAACCUCUGUGUUGUAUUUUCUUUUUCAUUUUUUAAAUGUUUGAUUUAAAAACAUCUGCUGGAUGGAUAAAGAAUUUGUCAGAGGAAAUGUUUAGU